Messenger RNA from Chiloscyllium plagiosum (whitespotted bambooshark), 480 nucleotides. NCBI's taxonomy places the organism in Eukaryota, Metazoa, Chordata, Chondrichthyes, Orectolobiformes, Hemiscylliidae. The record is from RefSeq and is a predicted model, not a curated record.
ACACAGACGGAGAGAGACGGAACUCGGGGAGAACCGACUUCUGGGGAACCAGGAACCGGCAAAACGGAGCGAGCGCCCGGUGGGAACGUCCUGAGACCAGAGCGGGAGUGUGUACACCGGGCGGGUGUGUGUGAAGUAGCUGAGAGUGGAGUGCGAGCGUGUAAACUGGGCACUGGGAUGAAGGGUUAUCUGAAAUUUUCCAAUGGGAUUUACGCACUUAAAACCAAGACAACAACCAUCGGACGACUCAAGGAAUCUGCCCUGUGUUUGCAGAAUAGAGGGAUUGAUGACCGACACGCCCUGAUUGAGUUGAACGACUCUGAGAACUGCUUUGUUGUCCAGGACCUCAAUUCCUCAAACGGAACGUUUGUGAAUGACUGCCGUAUCCAGAACGCAGCGGUGAGACUGGCGCCAGGAGAUGUGCUACGUUUUGGGAUUGGGGGUGACACCUUUGAGUUGCUGGUGGAGACUGUUCCUUCG